Messenger RNA from Racocetra persica, 120 nucleotides. NCBI's taxonomy places the organism in Eukaryota, Fungi, Glomeromycota, Glomeromycetes, Diversisporales, Gigasporaceae. The record is from the annotation of a GenBank genome assembly.
AAAAGGCGACACUUCUGGCAAAUUUUCAGGAACGAAGAAUUAGAUCAUAUAGUCACGAAAAUUGAUGCAGUGCCACUUCAUGGACCAAUCAGUAUUGUGCAAACAGAUUGGUUAUAUGAA